Molecule: messenger RNA, 3590 nt
Organism: Leopardus geoffroyi (Geoffroy's cat)
Lineage: Eukaryota; Metazoa; Chordata; Mammalia; Carnivora; Felidae
Gene: NOCT
Product: nocturnin
Exons: 3
Coding region: 1323-2420 (365 amino acids)
Biological process (GO): circadian rhythm
Molecular function (GO): poly(A)-specific ribonuclease activity
Source: RefSeq, a predicted model, not a curated record
UUCUUUUUUUUUUUUUAGAAUAACAAAGAGAAGGUAGACCUUUAUGCAUGUAUGUUUAAAUAUAUCCAUGAUACGUCUUUUUUUUAACCUCAUAUAGUUUUUUUUCUUUUAAACCAUUUUAUUUAUUUCCAGCUUAAUUGAGGUAUAAUUAACAAAUAAAGUAGUAUAUAUUUAAGGUAUAUACCACAUGAUGUUUUGGUAUACGAAUACACUGUGAAAUAGUUACCUCAACCAAGCUAAUUAACACAUCUGUCACCUCACAGUUACCUUGUGUGUGUGUGUGUGUGUGUUGAGAUCACUGAAGGUCUGUCUACUCUCUUAGAAGAUUUCAAGUAUACAGUACAGUAGUAUUAACUAUAGUUACCAUGCUGAAAUUACCUCUCCAGAACUUAAUUCAACCCUCCAUGAUUUGUACUCUCAAAAGUUUUCUUGAUUUAUAGUUUUCAGUAUUUGUUUCAUUUCCUUGCAUUGGUUUUCCUGCUACAAGAAUUCCUUUUACCCAUAUGUUGGAUCGUCUUUGCUUAAGGUUAAGCACAAAACUGUGUCUUUGCUUAAAAUAAGCACAUAAUAUUUGCCACUAUCUCUCAAAUGAUCUUUUUUUUUUUUUUUUAAUUACUGAUUCUUGCCUCAUUUCUGAGUUUCUUAAUUCUGAUUUAGGCUGUACUAUCAUUUUCUUAAUGAUGUUUAGCUCAUUUGCAUUUGUAGUGAGAUACAGUUUUGAUUUGCUUUCUGGGCAUGUUUUUCUGGUUUGCACUCAUUGUCUGAAAAUGGAUGUUACUCUCUUUAUGUGAAGGUGUUUCUAACUUUUUAAAAAGAAAUGUGGUUCAAGAUGGUUUUUCUGGCUUCACAUAACUCCUCCGACCCUAGACUCCUGUUGGACACUAUUACUCUCUUUUUCAUGUUCAUUUUUGCACACUUUUUUUUUUUUUAUCACAGUAACCACCCCAAAACUCAGCCUGACAAAUGAAACUAAGCUACAUCAGGCUAGUAGUUUGCUUAGAGCUUGACAUAUGUCAAAUAUUGCUGUACAUUUCAAAUUUAAAAUACCCCGUGGUAACCUGGGAGUUUGUUGUGGUGCUCUGUGACAUUCCGGUCUACAGUUUGGGUGGUGCUACUCUUCUGGAGACUACACUUGAAAAACCAGUAAGACCUUUCACUUCUUUUUUCUUAAAAACUAGAAGUACAGAAGAAAGAUUUUCAAAGUUGUACUACCAGCCCAGAAGAAAAUCUCUUCCUUUGGACCCAUGCAUUCAGAUAGGCAAGCAAAUUGACAAAAAUAUUUUAAUAUAUUCAAAUCAAGCACUUUGGAGACAGUGUGCUCCAUGGGACACGGCACGAGCAGGCUCUAUAGUGCUCUCGCCAAGACACUGAACAGCAGCACUGCCUCCCAGCACCCGGAGUAUUUGGUGUCACCUGAUCCAGAACAUCUGGAGCCCAUUGAUCCUAAAGAACUCCUUGAGGAAUGCAGGGCUGUCCUGCACACUCGACCCCCCCGAUUCCAGAGGGAUUUUGUGGACCUGAGGACGGAUCACCCCAGCAGCCACCCACCUAUUAGGGUCAUGCAGUGGAACAUCCUUGCCCAAGCUCUUGGAGAAGGAAAAGACAACUUUGUGCAAUGCCCUGUGGAAGCACUCAAGUGGGAAGAAAGGAAAUGUCUCAUCCUAGAAGAAAUCCUGGCCUAUCAGCCUGAUAUAUUGUGCCUCCAAGAGGUGGACCAUUAUUUUGACACCUUCCAACCACUCCUCAGUAGACUGGGCUAUCAAGGCACAUUUUUCCCCAAGCCCUGGUCACCUUGUCUAGAUGUGGAACACAACAACGGACCAGAUGGCUGUGCCUUGUUUUUUCUCCAGAACCGAUUCAAGCUAGUCAAUAGUGCCAAUAUCAGGCUGACGGCCAUGACACUGAAAACCAAUCAGGUGGCCAUUGCACAGACCCUAGAGUGCAAGGAGUCCAGUAGACAGUUCUGUAUCGCUGUCACUCACCUAAAAGCACGCACUGGCUGGGAACGAUUUCGCUCAGCUCAGGGUUGUGACCUUCUCCAGAACCUCCAAAACAUCACUCAAGGAGCCAAGAUCCCCCUUAUCGUCUGUGGGGACUUCAACGCAGAGCCAACAGAGGAGGUCUACAAACACUUUGCUUCCUCCAGCCUCAACCUGAACAGUGCCUACAAGUUGCUGAGUGCUGACGGGCAGUCAGAGCCCCCGUAUACCACCUGGAAGAUCCGGACCUCAGGGGAGUGCCGGCACACGCUGGAUUAUAUCUGGUAUUCUAAACACGCUCUGAGUGUGAGGUCGGCUCUUGAUUUGCUCACCGAAGAACAGAUUGGACCCAACCGGCUACCGUCAUUUAAUUACCCUUCAGACCAUCUGUCUCUAGUGUGUGACUUCAGCUUUAAUGAGGAACCUGAUGGACUUUUAUAAAUGCUCGUCUGUGUCUUUUUCAUCACAAGAAGUCUUAACCAGGGAUGUUUCAGGAAACUGAAAUAGGAUAAAAAGUUGCCUGAGGAAGGAUUCCCAAUUUCUUUUACAUCAUUUUCUGUGUUUCCAGCAUGCCCUUGGGAACCCAGGAAUCCCAUUAGUCCACAAACCUUUUCCAUUAAAACCUACAGCAAAAAAGGUGUUUGCACUCCAGUUUUGGCUUGUAUUGUUUUCUUUCCCUUAGCAUUACAUUUUGAUCAUUUAAGGGUAUUUCAAUUAGGCUUGUUUUGUAGCUUUUUUCAGUUUAAGGAUGCUGUAUAAAAACAGACUUGCUUGAGUCCUCCGUAGAUAAUAAUAAGUAUACAGGAGCAAUUUCUCUAGAUAGCAUUUCAAGUUAUUUAUUUGUGGGUUUUUAGAAUGCCAACAAGAUAUGCAUGGCAAUAUUUAUUUUUUUAUAUCUUCAUGUAAGAUGAAGUAAAUAAGAACAUUACGAACAUUUUAAACCCUUGCAAACCAUAAGUUAUAGAGUAAUUUAUAGUGAUUUUCUUAAAUCUCCAAGAUAUUUUUACUUCAGGUCUAACAGUAGCCGUGUACGAAGGGACUAUUUAGCCUGAAGGCAUUUUUUUGUUAUUUAAGUGACAAUAUCAGGUUUCCUUGAUGCAUUCUUCAUAAGUAAUGCUUGCUAUGCCUCCAUGUUCCCAUAAUUGUGUUUCUUAAAGAGAUUCCAUGGCCAGUCAGUCUUCAUUAUUUAAUCACUGUUUUGCAUUUAUCGUUUUCCAUUGGAAUGCUAUGGUAUAUACAUUUGAAGUCACCCAGUGUCUAUUUGUAUUGGACUGUGCUUUUCACAAUUAGGAACUGUUAUGUGGCAGUAGCUAAGAAAGUAAGUGGGACCUGCUUUUCAGAGACGGGAAAGUAGAAAGCCUAUUAACGAAGCUGUCAUUGAAAUUUCCUAAGAUAGCCAGGUGACUAGUUCAAAACGUCUAGAAAGAAGAGUAUAAAAAGUCUGAAAGAUAACCUGGAAUUCUCUUCCAUAGGAAAUAAAAGUGGUAAAGAUAACAGGCGAAGCCCCCUCCAAACAAAAUCCCAACAAAUAACCUAUUGGUAAUAAACUGGUAAAUAUUUUAACCCAUGAGCUGUAAAUAUUUAAGAAUAAUAAAUGGUCUUUUAAAGCUA